AUGGUGGAGCGAUGGAAUUUCUCAGUCGUUGUUAAUCGACAUAAUAGCUGUACAACUGCCUCAUUACCAUACCGCACAGCCCAGAAUAAUAGUGUUCGGCCAUCAGAGUCCUUCGAGACCACAUCCACCUGCCCAGUCUCAAUAAAUAGCUGUACAACCGUCUCAUUGCCAUACAGCACGGCGAAGAAUAAUGGUGUUCGGCCGUCAGAGUCCUUUGAAUCCACUUGUACCUGCCUAGUCCCAAGUAAUAGCUGCACCACUAGCUCAUGA
Penicillium riverlandense is the source of this 270-nucleotide messenger RNA. RefSeq lists its product as uncharacterized. The transcript is spliced from 2 exons. The record is from RefSeq and is a predicted model, not a curated record. Lineage: Eukaryota; Fungi; Ascomycota; Eurotiomycetes; Eurotiales; Aspergillaceae. Bases 1 to 270 code for a protein of 89 amino acids.